AUGGAUUAAGAAUUAGAUUUACAAACAAGCAUAUCAUCAAUAGAUAUAGAUUCAUCAGGUAAGAAUUUGGUUGUAGGAGGGAGGGAGAUAUUAAAAAUAAUAGAUUUAGAUUAAGUGAAUAAAAAGAUGAAUAUAAAAUAAAAUUUGAGGAGACAAGGUACAAAAUUAGCAAUAGGUUAUGUUGAAUUCAAUAGAAGAAAACCAACUCUAUUGUUGGCAGCAUCAGUUUAGGGGUAGUUUUAAGUUUGGGAUAUUGAUAAAUAAAAAGAAACAGUAUAUAGAAAUCAUUAAGCAGCAAUACAUAGAAUGAAUUGGCAUAAUGAGAAUUGUUUUAUAAGUGGUGGGCAAGACUAUACAAUUAAUUAUUAUGAUUAUCGUUAAUCAACUGCAUAACCAAUAUUUACAUUAUAAAGAAAUGAAGCUAUUCGUGAUAUUAAAUUUAAUAUAAAUAGAGAUAAUUACUUUAUGGCAGCAUCAGAUACAGGUUAGUUAGAAUAUUUUGACAUAAGAAAAUAAUAAGAUAUAGUAACUGAAAUUAAUUUAAAAGGUAGAAAACAAGACCCAAAAACAAAUUUAAUUAUUUGUUUAGAUUGGACAAAAGAUAACGUUUUGGCCAGUGGAUCUAAUGAUAAAGAAAUUAAAAUCUUAUAAGUAGAGAAUCAUUCAGAAAUAAGAGAAAACGGAGUCAUUUAACAUAUUGAUGGAUCUUCUCACAUUAAAUGGCAUGUAUAAAACAAUUCACUUUUAAGCGUAUCUUCUCUUAAUAGAGAUAUAUCAGUUACUACAUAUGAUAUACGAACACCUUUUCGUCCUAUGCAUAUUGUUAAAGGCCAUAAUGAUAUAAUUACUUCCUUUGUUUUUAAUUAAGAUGAAUAAUAUAUCUUUACUGGAUCUAAAGAUAAAUAUUUAAAAAUGUAAUCUGUUCGAUAAGCAUAUUAAGUAUAUAACAAUUGUCCUAUAUUUCCAGUUGCAUUUAAUUAAUAUAAUGAUAUACUAAUGAAAUUAGAAUCUCCAUAUUCUUCUCACUAAGAAUUGGAAAAGUCCAAUCAUUUUGUCAUGAAUAUAUAACCUAUAUAAAAGUAAUCAUCUAAUGAUGAAUUUUAUAUUUCAAAGGCUAAGACAUAAAAUACUUCACAAAAUAAUUUACUUCAAAAUUCUAUGUAAGACAUUCUAAAAGCAACAUCAGUUCCUUAAAAUUAAUAAACUCAAAAAACAAAUAUUAGAUCCAUAUUUUAUAUAGAAGCUAUUGAUUAAAAAUUUGAUCCAAAAAUCCCUUUUGAAGAAGAAUUAAAAUAUUUUUAAAAGAAUUAUAAUUCAAAAAAAGAUUUUUCAUUUAAUAGUAAUAUAGCAUUACAAAUUGAUAAACAAGAAAUAGCACAUUAUUGGAAAGCCUUAGAACAUCUUAUUAAUGAUCUUAAAAAAUUAUCAAAAGAUAUUAGCUCAAAUAGUAUUAUACAAGAUUGUCCUGUCUAAAUACCAAAUAAAACUAAUGAUUAAUCUGAUGAUGAUUAAAAAUCUCCUUUAGAAUAAACAACACAAGUUACAAAAAAUAAUAAAUAACAUGAAAAAAAAUAAUUAGAUUCUCAAGAUCUAUAAAAACUUUAUAAAUAUUUUGAAAAAUAUCCUGCAGCAUUUAGAUAAGAAUUAGAUAGCAAAAAUAUUAUAAUUGAAGAUUAAAAUCAUUUGAAAAUUCAUAUAGAAAGAAUUCCUUACUAUAAGAAUUUAUUAAGAACAAUGACUCCUAUGGGAUAUUUGUUGACAGAUAAAUAAUAAAUGAUGUAAUAAUAUUAUUAUCAAUUUAAUUAGUUAAGUUAUUUCAAAUUCUAUUCUUUAAUUAAUUUAACAUGUUAUAGAUUAAGGAGAACUUUCAAGUGGAUUUUGGAUGUUAGCAUGUUCAAAAAACUAUGUACAAUUUCCUGAUUUUUAUGCCAGAAAAUGGACUUAAUCUUAUAUUGAUUUAUUAGUUGCCUUUGGAAAACAUACAUUAGCUAUGAAAGCUGCAUUAGAAAGCCCAGUUGAAUAAUUUAGAGCAAGUAAUAAAUAUGUUACAAAUUAUAAAUGUCUUGGACAAUGUAAAAAUAAUUAAACAACAGGUGCAUUUUGUAAUAUUUGUAAAAUAGAUUUUAUUUGUGCAAUUUGGUAUAAUAAUUAUAAUAUUAUAUUAUAGUUUUAAACCUGUAAAAGGUCUUUAUUUAUGGUGCUAAAAUUGUAUGCAUGGUGGUCACAUGAAAGAAAUGAAAAAUUGGUUUAAAAAUAAUACUUAAUGCCCUUUAGGGUGUGGGCAUAAUUGUUUUGAUAAAUGA
Molecule: messenger RNA, 2303 nt
Organism: Paramecium sonneborni
Lineage: Eukaryota; Ciliophora; Oligohymenophorea; Peniculida; Parameciidae
Source: the annotation of a GenBank genome assembly